UAAUUUUUCCCCCUCCUCGUCGAUCAUUUUAAAUAGUAUUUGAUUGCAGACUUCCAGCAUGCUGCCCUGUUGGUGCUUCAGCUGUGUGGAUGAGGUUGUGGACUGACAGCACCUUUACGCGCAGGAGAGCAGUGAUGCUGGAGGAAGCGACACACUGCAGCGCGUGCUGCUGCACUGCGCUCAAUAAAACACUGAUGAUCGUCUUCAUGAUAUUACUGAUGUUUGCUAUACUGGUUGGAAACUCGCUGACUUUGGCUGUGGUGCUCGGAACGAAACAUUUCCACACCCCCCAGGGUUAUCUGAAAGCCUCUUUAGCAGUGGCGGACUUGGCUGUGGGUGUUUUUGUGGUUCCUCUUUCCGUGUACGCAGAGAUUUCUCUGAUGCUGGCGGAUGCAGCACCGGGCUGGACAUUGCGUAAUUCCCAGCGCGCAGCUUUCCACCCGUGCAGUUUUAUUGGCCCGGUGUUUGCAGGCUGCACGCUGGUGUCCAUCACCACAGUCUUUCUUCUCACUCUUGAACGCAGCAUUGCUGUUUUGAAACCUUUACACAAAGAAGCCGUUAUUACAAGACGACGCACGAGCGUGCUGAUUGUAUUUUCUUGGACAGCCAGCUUUUUCUUAGCGCUCUCUCCACUGAUCUUCAGCGAAGGGAUGGCGCUGGAGUAUAACGCAUGCAGCAGGAUGUGCAUCUACGCGUUAGGAGCGAACGAGUUUCCGCCUCAUGCUUGGCAUAUCCUCUUACUUUUCCCAGCGUUUGAUUUUACUCUUCUCGUAGGGACUGUUGUUACAAACAUUAUAUCCUUCACUACGAUCCGCCACCAUUCAAAGAAAAGAAGGCGUCUGGCUCGAGCGGGAUGCCAAAGUACAUCAGGACCAAGUUUCUCCGACAUUAAGGCUGCCAAAACAAUCGGCGCGCUCACGCUGGUGUUCACCGCGUCCUUCACUCCUGUUGCAGUGUUUGUAGUAGGAAACGUCACUGGAAACGAAUGGUGCAGUUUCUCGUUUUUUGCUUUUUGGAUUCUGGCCGCAAGCAGUUGCUGGAAUGUCAUCAUCUACAGUGUGAGGGACCAAAAGUUUAGACUGAGAGCACGUCAACUUCUCGUGUUCUCAAAAAUAAAGAAUUCACCCUGAGAAUAAGCUGGAGUUUUUUUUUAUAUUAUUUAUUAUUUAUUAUUAUUAUUAUUAUUAUUAUUAUGUGUCACAUUGCCUUCCAGACAUUUCUCAGUAAACUCUGCUCGUGUUAAAUAAGACUGCACAAGUUGUUUCAAUAGGUAUGAGUAUGAGAAUCCUGACUCAUCUGAUGGGUGAGUAAUUCAGUAUGAGAGAUUUCUGAUGAAUUAUGGCUUUCACAAUCUGACAAACAAAUCAAUCCAUCUAUCUUCUAUACCGCUUAUCCUUAAGGGUCACGGGGAACCUGGAACCUGGGGCACAAGACAAGGUACACCCUGGACAGCAAAGGGCACAAUCACAUACCACACAGUCUUUGGACUGCUGGAGGAAACCAGAGUACCCGGAGGAAACCCCCACAGCAUAGGGAGAACACGCAAACUCUGCAUACGCAGUGGCAGGAAUCGAAUACUCAACCGUGGAGGUGGGAGGCGAACGUGCCACUAAGCCACCAAGCCACCGUGCACCCCAAGAAACAAAUCAUUUUUUAAAAAUAAAAUAAUGCAGGACAAUCUAUACAUCAAGGUGUGUUAUAGUACACCUAUAUGGCAAAACAUAUCAAAUUCAAUACAGUAUCAUUCAUUUGAUGAAUGUAUUCAGCUUUGGUCUCAGCUUGGUACACUAGUCAACAUUUUUGUAUAUUAUAUACAGUGUGUGUACAUUCUUAUGACUGAUGUUGCCAUUUUUUUGUGUUACUAUAUAGUCCAUGCAAAAUUAAGAAGCUCAGCCAGACUAUUGUGUUAUUCCUAUUGGGGGAAAAAAAGGUUUUGUCCUACUUAUUGCUAUCCAGUGGGUAUGUCUGAGGUCUGAUCAGACAUAUAUUUGUAGUGGAUGUAUCUUAUAUUUAUUAAUAUUUUCAUUGGAUAGGAUGUAUGAUUAUUCUAUACCAAAUCCUGAAAAAACAACUUUCUCUAAAUCAUCUAAUAAGGUUUUAGCUUGAAGACAUUCUUAGAUCCUAAACUAUUUAUACUUGAAUUAGGAUGUUUUUGAUGGAGGUUACAAACUUUGAUUUUCUUCAUUGUAGUCCAUAAAGAAAAGAAUGACUCUGAAAGACUGUGAAUGUACUGAGGACGUUUCUCAGAGCGUACCGAGGAGGGCUUUUGGUGGUUGCCUGGAAUGAGUCCUUCUCCUCAAUACUUAGCCAUGCCUGUGUUUACCUUAAAAGUCAGAAUUUGCUUAUUGCUGCUUAGUAUUGAUGUUGGAUUUGCUUUUGCUCACAGAAGCAACACAUAGCUCGACAAACUAUUCUGUGUGGUUGCAGUGUUUAACCACCAAGUCAGCUUAGGAACUGUAAAACUCCUUAUUAAAUCAUCUAACAC
This is a messenger RNA of Ictalurus furcatus (blue catfish), 2485 nucleotides long. RefSeq names its product trace amine-associated receptor 7d. Bases 90 to 1130 code for a protein of 346 amino acids. The transcript has a single exon. NCBI's taxonomy places the organism in Eukaryota, Metazoa, Chordata, Actinopteri, Siluriformes, Ictaluridae. Gene Ontology annotation, molecular function: trace-amine receptor activity. Gene Ontology annotation, cellular component: membrane. Gene Ontology annotation, biological process: G protein-coupled receptor signaling pathway. The record is from RefSeq and is a predicted model, not a curated record.